UUCAGAAUUUGCUCAUGGUUUAGUUUAUAUUGGAUAUUUGUUUUCUUUUAGCUUGAUGCUUCGAUUUACUGAUGAUGUGUUUGAUCCAGGACUCUCUGCAACAAUAGGAGUAGAUUUCAAAGUGAAAGUUCUGGCAGCUGAUGGAAACAAAGUCAAAUUAGCCAUAUGGGAUACUGCUGGUUCAGAAAGAUUUAGAACUUUGACACCUAGCUAUUACAGAGGAGCACAGGGGGCAAUACUGGUUUAUGAUGUAACUAACAGGACUAGUUUUCAGAAGCUUGAUAUUUGGCUAAAUGAACUUGAGACCUACUCUACAAGGUCUAAUGUUGUGAAAAUGUUAGUAGGCAAUAAAAUUGAUAAGGAAAAUAGAGAGGUUACUCGAGAAGAAGGAAUAAAAUAUGCACGUAAACAUUCCAUGUUAUUUAUUGAGGCUAGUGCUAAAAGAUGUGAUGGAGUACAGUGUGCUUUUGAAGAAUUAGUAGAAAAGAUUAUUCAAACACCAGGAUUGUGGGAGACUGACAAACCAACAAACUUAAGGCUAAGUGAUAGCACAUUGCCACAACACUCUGGUCAGUGCGGAGGUUACUGUAUUAUAUAAUUAUUACAGUUAGAUAUAAACAUAUCGCCAUUCCAAUGGACCAGUCUAAGAUCCACCAGUAUCUGUUACUGUCAGCAGAUGAAUGAUGUGCAAGAAUAACCAUGUGAUGCUGCUUUUUUUUUGUAAGAGAUUAAAAGUGACUUCUCUUGUGGUGAGAUUUCAAAUUUCAAGACAAGUCUUGCUUAUCAUUACUGACCAACAGGUUAUGUUCUUUCUGAAAAGAACCUGUUUUCAUGAACUAAAAAGACUCAAACAUAUGCAUAGUAGAUUUCUUUCAGAUAGUAUUGGAUAAAAAAUAAUGAAGCUGUGGUUUUCAGGUUAUGAAUUUUGCAGAUCCUUAGUAGAUGCCAUUCAAUCAAUUGCCAUAUAAAGUGUCUGUAUACUUUAAGUCUCUAGUCAUACCUACCUUGUUUUGUAGAUUAUGUAUUAAGACUGUUUUUAAUUGUCAUUUCUCUGUGGAACCCUAUAAAUCUGAUGGUGAACCAUACAAUAAUAAUAUAUAUUGCCUUGGGACAAAGAAAGGUAUAGUUGUUGUACACUACUGUAUAUUUUUAGCCUGCAUUUCAUUUUAAAAAUAAAAUUAAACUGUAGAUCAUUUAAUU
This is a messenger RNA of Limulus polyphemus (Atlantic horseshoe crab), 1200 nucleotides long. RefSeq names its product ras-related protein Rab-18-like. The record is from RefSeq and is a predicted model, not a curated record. The transcript has 6 exons. The annotation marks the transcript as partial. Lineage: Eukaryota; Metazoa; Arthropoda; Merostomata; Xiphosura; Limulidae. Gene Ontology annotation, molecular function: GTP binding; GTPase activity.